ACUCGCAUCAUCCCGAACAAGGGUUCGCAAUUUCCUUCUCCUCGCCCCCCCUCGUGCACUGCAAGAUUCCCGCAUCCGGCGCCCCGCAUAAGAGUGGCGAAGAAGACGAAAAGAAAAGAGAGGAAUCGAGCGGUAUGCCUCGCGCACCGGAUUGCCCACUCCCCGAAGGGCAGGGCUCCGUCUGAGCAAGCAAGAUAUGGCCAUAGCCGCCUCUUUUCUUUGUUUGGCAAAAGAGGAUGGACGAGACAGGCGCGCGCCUCUUCGUCGUCCGCACCACCGUCGCAGGAAGGUCAAAAGCAAAAAGCAGAGCGGCGCGCACUUUUUUUUUGGGCCCUCCUGCUCGAUCGACAUCGAAGCGAGGACGCUGGCGCGUGCAGUCGACGCCCCUUGCUACCAGACAAGCGAGAGACUCGGGAGAGGACACACAUUGGUCAUUCAUCCCACGCUGCUCCUCUUGUACGAUAAAUUUGUACAGCUUCGCUCCGAUCCGCUUCGGCACAGGAGGAGAAGAAGCGGGCUACACUGGCUCACGUUCCACGUUUUCAGAAUAUUCCCACGAUUGCCUUGCUCGGACCUUUCUCCACCCACGAUCGCGAGGGGGGCAACGCGCACGGGACUCUCGUGCGUGCCUCUUAUCCUGUAGAAUAGAAUAGUCCGCAGGCUUCUGCAUGCAUCGCCAUUAUUGCAAAAGCUUUACAAUCACUAUGAUGGCGCGCGCCGGGGGG
Molecule: messenger RNA, 725 nt
Organism: Ceraceosorus guamensis
Lineage: Eukaryota; Fungi; Basidiomycota; Exobasidiomycetes; Ceraceosorales; Ceraceosoraceae
Exons: 1
Coding region: 197-643 (148 amino acids)
Source: RefSeq, a predicted model, not a curated record